This is a messenger RNA of Vicia villosa (hairy vetch), 1085 nucleotides long. Its product is annotated as protein LIGHT-DEPENDENT SHORT HYPOCOTYLS 10-like. Gene Ontology annotation, cellular component: nucleus. Gene Ontology annotation, biological process: mRNA transcription; response to light stimulus. The transcript has 2 exons. Lineage: Eukaryota; Viridiplantae; Streptophyta; Magnoliopsida; Fabales; Fabaceae. The coding region runs from base 141 to 692 and encodes 183 amino acids. The record is from RefSeq and is a predicted model, not a curated record.
UUUCUCCACUACACUCACAAAUUCUUUCACCACCUCCAUUAUACCUCUCCUUCCCACAAACAUCUAUUAAUUCCUCCUCACCCUCAUCUCUCUCACACACACUCCCAAUAAAAUAAUCAACCAUAUACUAUUCACUCACCAUGUCCAUCUCAUUGCAAAACGACACCGUUCAAGCCUCCUCCUCAUCCUCAAGACCAGGAGCCACCGCCGAUCAGCCAUCGGCGGUAGCUCCUUUAAGCCGCUACGAAUCACAAAAGAAACGAGACUGGAACACGUUUGGACAAUACCUAAGAAACCAAACACCACCUGUUUCUUUGUCUCAGUGCAACUUCAACCAUGUACUUGAGUUUCUUCGUUACUUGGACCAAUUUGGAAAGACUAAGGUUCAUUUACACGGUUGCAUCUUUUUCGGACAGCCCGAUCCGCCCGCGCCGUGCACUUGUCCGUUGAGACAAGCUUGGGGGAGCCUCGAUGCACUCAUCGGACGGCUUAGAGCCGCGUACGAAGAACACGGUGGUUCGCCGGAGAAUAACCCGUUUGGAACCGGAGCUAUUCGGGUUUAUCUUCGGGAAGUUAAGGAGUGUCAAUCCAAAGCUAGAGGGAUUCCUUACACAAAGAAAAAGAAGAAGAGGAGUCAAGUUAAGGGCACUCAUAAUAAUUCUUCUAAGUCCUUCAAGCAGCUAGCAUCUUGAGAUUCAUAGGCCACAAGAAUGACUUACUUGGAUUGGGAACUCAAAACUUGCCAAGGAGAAGGAGCAUGACCUAGCUUGAACUACAAGUAUCAUCUGCACUUCAUCCACUGAAAAUUCAUCACAGGAAAACAUUGGUAGAUCCCAAUUUGUAAAACAUAACAGCAAAAUAAUGUUUUUAAAGUAAGUUUGUUCUGAGUAAGUCUUAAAUAUAUAUAUAUAUAUAUGUACAACAACCUUGUAAGUUUCUUACAUGUUAGACCUCAUCUUCAACCAUGCAACUUUUUCCACUUGUUUUCUCCAUUAUGCCUAUUUUUGACAAUGUCAAACCUGCCACCUGCUUAUAAGGUAAGGAUAUAUUAUAGCAUAUAAACUCUUAUGGUCAAAAAACUCAUU